GCCAUGUACCGUGGUAUCUUGAUCAUGACUUGCAUAUAUAUUGUACUGCAGUACUGAGGGUUGAACACAAAUCACCCUCGCAAAUACUGCACCAUAGUACUAGAGAAAGAUACAGCAUGGCUGACGUAGGCGCACAGGAGAAAAAACCUGUACCUUUGGAUGAAAAAUAUUACAGCAAUAUCACACCGGAAGAUAUUGCCUUUCUCAAGUCAGAAACUGGAAUUGACGACGACGAGACCUUGAAACGUCAUAUCUUAGCUGUGCAAGCUGAAGCAUACAAGGUUCACCCUUAUACUUGCAUACGGAUACUGAGCUUUACCCAGACGCUGAUAUCGAAGAUACCUCCCUACGAUCACCUUCUUAAGCUUGGCCGCGAGCGGAAGGAUGCCAUCUUCAUCGAUGUCGGAUGCUGCUUUGGCGCUGACCUUAGGAGAGCUGUGGCUGAUGGCUACCCUGUCGAAAAUGUAUUAGGCACUGACCUGCAUCCAGAAUUUUGGAAAUUAGGUUAUGAACUAUUCAAUUCUCCCCACGAAUCUUUCCCUGUGCCGUUCGUAGCUGGUGACGUUUUAAAUCCGUCUCAUCUACAGGUAGUCCCGCCGUUUUAUGAUGCUGUGAAGACCCCAGUGCCCGACCUAAAGAGCCUGACUUCUUUAAACCCACUCCACGGGCACGUAUCAGCCAUCCACACCUCGUCUUUCUUCCAUCUCUUCACAGAGGAGCAGCAACUUGCUAUCGCACGUGGACUUGCAUCGCUUCUCUCCCCUCAGCCCGGAUCCAUGAUAUUUGGUUUUCACGUUGGCAAACCGGAGAAAGGCAUUUUGGACAGGGCAAGGCUAAGCUAUGAUAUGUUUUGUCAUUGCCCAGAGAGUUGGACUGCAAUGUGGGACGAGAUAUUCGAGAAAGGCACAGUUCGCGUUGAUGCAAAGCUCCAGGAGAUCACUUUGGAUAACAUAGCGUUUGAGCUCGGGCUUUCACCAGGACACUCUGCCCCCAAGUUCUGGGUGCUGAGAUGGUCUGUAACGAGGCUCUAAUGCCGUCUUUCCGUCGGUUGUGUAACAUUGCACUAUAUCUUGACUGUUGUAUGUUGAUCGGUGUACUAAGCUUAUCUCCAAGGUCGUAGGCGUUUACGAAUGUAUUGUUAAGAUCGAAUGUCGUGUCAGACGUGGUCGAGGUCAGCGACCGUGAGCGUGGGCUUUCGAGUUGUGUCCCGCCUCACUGCCUGUCGGAUCUGUUAUUGUGUUGACGAUCUUAAUGCAUAUCAGUG
Serpula lacrymans var. lacrymans S7.9 is the source of this 1264-nucleotide messenger RNA. RefSeq lists its product as uncharacterized. The record is from RefSeq and is a predicted model, not a curated record. The transcript is spliced from 5 exons. Lineage: Eukaryota; Fungi; Basidiomycota; Agaricomycetes; Boletales; Serpulaceae. Bases 117 to 1031 code for a protein of 304 amino acids.